GCAUGACAUCACCGCUGUUUUUCCCAGACAGAGGCAACAUGCACGGAGGAUGUUGGGACCAUAUUGUCCGAGGAGGAGGAUGCACCAUCCGCCAAAUGCUCUAAUAGCGAUGCACUCAUUUUAACGUCAAGCGUUUGAGAUGCGGCGUCGUUGAACAGUUUGAUAUUUUCAGCGCAGACCGUUUAGAAAUGUGUGUUGCUGUGUGUUAAACAGGAUUAUUUGGCAGUGCAUAUCCUGUAGCGUAUCGUACAGUGACUACAAACGCAAAAUGGGCUGGAGGUGGAUUUUUGGAGUGGAGUGAACCCGUUUUGUCGGCUUUAAUUGGGGCUUGGUUCGCUUGAACGAAGACUGGACUGAAUCGUGUCGUCUGGCUUUAUUCACUGGCAUUGGAUGGGAAGGGCUACGGAUGGACGUUAAAUAAGGCUUAUAUUUUCGGUCGGGCUUCAGCUGGAGCUCUCCAAAACAAAUUCCAACGCACCGAGUAAUAUCCGUUCUCUCAGUCCGCGUGCCCGGCGGGAUGCGGGUGCACGUCAAGGAGCUCUCCAAGCUGUUGUGGUGCUGACGCGGCUCUGAGCGAACGCGAGCAUGGCUGCUGGGAAGUUGCUGCUCUACGCCGGUCUGUCUCUGUCCCUCUGCGCACUCGGGAUGCUGGCCGUGGCUAUCUGCUCUGACCACUGGUACGAGACGGACGCACGGAGGUAUCGAGAGAGGUGCCGAAGUUUCUCCAGCCGUCGGAAGGACCCGGGCUUUAUUUACAUCCCCAACAACAGCCUCCCUCUGCGGGCGAGCCGCUCGCGUCUGGACCGCUGGGAGGAAAAGCUGCUGCUAGCGCGGAACAGACGGCAGCUGUUCGCCAUGAGCGCCGCCGAUGAGUGCAGCAGGCAGUAUAACUCCACCAACAUGGGGCUCUGGAGCAAAUGCCAUCGGCUUGGAUUUGAUCAAGAUAUCGAGGACCUCAUUCGAAAAGGGUCCAUUGCAAGAUGCUCCUAUAUCAAGUACCACUACUCCUCGGCCACAAUACCCAAGAAUCUUUCUUACAACAUCACCAAGACCAUACGUCAGGAUGAGUGGCACUCUCUGCAUCUGCGGAGGAUGACGGCAGGAUUUAUGGGAAUGGCGGUGGCCAUCAUCCUCUUCGGCUGGAUCAUUGGGAUGCUGGGAUGCUGCUGGGACCGUGGCCUAAUGCAGUAUGUGGCAGGUCUGCUCUUCCUCAUGGGGGGGACAUUUUGCAUCAUUUCCUUGUGCACCUGUGUAGCAGGCAUCAACUUCGAGCUGUCCCGUUACCCUCGCUACAUAUACGGCCUCCCAGACGACAUUAGUCACGGUUACGGCUGGUCAAUGUUCUGCGCCUGGGGCGGUUUGGGCCUGUCCCUCAUCGCCGGAUUCUUCUGCACGCUGGCGCCUUCCGUACAACCGAUCCCUCGCUCCACGUGCCCCAAAUCCCGCCAAGAAAACGGCACCGUGUGUUAAGGGACGGCCUCUGAAAAUCCCCGAGCCCUGCGUGUGCAACUGGACAAUGGGGGACAAAACACAUUUAAAAAAAGACCAUAACUGAAGAUUCAAAUCAUGUUCAUUUAGAAUCAUUUCUAAUCUCACCAACCAGGCCAUUUUUUAACCACGUGUGUGAGUCUACAACUGAGUGUCCUGAUCGUUUAAAAGAAAAUAAAGACAAAACGAAAAAAUAUCAUGGAUAAUUGUAAAGAUAAUACAUUGGUGGAUUUUUCCGUCAUCAAGAUCCUGCACAGGAACAAUGUGCGAAGUUGUUCUGUGACUUUCAUGAGCACAAGAAAAAGGUGACGAACGAGGCAAAAAAGGACAGUAUUGCUCAUUCUCAUGCCGCAGGGAUGGAUAUUGACAUGACUGAUGCCUAAAAACUGCCAAACCUGGAGACUAUGGUAUUUGUAUCUGGACGGCACUACGUGCAAAUAUGGAAGUCCAGUGCCAAUGUUUGAAGCCCAGGAGUUCGGACAAAUCAGGAGCACCAGGACCACAUGAGAGGACAACAACUUUGAUGCGAUUUGGAUCUGUUGUGGCUAAAUCCGCCGAUUUGUCACGGACCCUGGAGACUAUCGCAAUGCCUCUUGGGAUGCGGGUAAAGGAUCCGCUCGUGCAAAAGAUUUCAGGAAAUGGAGAUGCCUGCUCGUGACGUUGCGUUGCUAUUGCUGUACAGCAAAUUGUAAAGAGAAAAAUAAUACCUAUAAUAUUCCAGAAGAGAAAAAAAAUCCUAACGGGAAGGACCUUUUUUUGAGCGUUUUCCAUGUUUCAUUUCUUAUCCAUGUCCAAAUGGUAUCAGCGGACAUUUCUAACAUGCUUUUGAUUUUAUUAUGUGCUUCUUUGUUUUUUAGUAAUUCCAGUCAUCAUAAGUGUGAAUGCGAGUGUAGGAAGUGUGCAAAUUCUUUAGCUACUAUUACCAUAGUAUGUGCGUGAGAGUGUUUUGCAGUCUCCAUAUGAAAAGAAAAGUAACAUAAUAACAAUAAUGCAUAAAAUUCGAAAACCUGCCUUGGGGGAAAUCAGGUAGGCUUUUGUUGAACCAAGAAUUACUGGAAAGGAAAGAUGCCAUAUCCUGUUUUAGACAGCCGAACACUUCGUCCCUGUAGACACGACUGACGUAGUACGCAGAGAGACAGAAAGACGACUCAACAUCACACUGUUACUGCCUUAAGCUUGUCUGGAAGGAGGCAUUUAUGCCAUUUGAUGGGAACGCAUGCUGACUUCUCUUCUGAAAGCAUCUAUGUGCUGACAAAAGAAAUCCUUAUUUGAAUCCAACUUCCUGCUCUGUUUAACCAUGCGUCUCUUUACUUAAAGGGAACUCCCAAAACAGGAUGUGGUAUGUAAGUGCCUCCUGAUUACAUGAGACGGCAGCGGUGCACAAAAGAGGUACAUCUUUGGAAUUGUGACCUCGAAACGGGAGGACGGGGGCAAGCACAAGUUCAAUACAAUCUCUAAGCCGACACACGAUUGGUUCCCUCAAGCCUCUUCUCACGCAUUCGUUUUCUCAAUCUGAUGCAUUUUAGUAUCCAUUCUCCAUGCUAUAAAUGCAUAAACAAUCACUUGAGCAGCCAUAAAACAGCGUGCUACGAUGGGACACGCUUUGAGGGUCACUGGCGAAUCGGCACAUUCAUUCAACCAUGCCAAAAACCUACGCUAGGAGAUUUAGCUUCGCCGCAAGACAAUGUUUACAGAUUUCUAGAAGGGAGAUUUGCCAAAAAAUACCUGCCAGGUUUCUUUCAUAGAUUUUCUCAGUUCCUCACAUUGGCUUUACGGCCAGCGGCUCAACUAGCAAUUAAGCUGGUGUCCAUUUAAGUCUGUCAGUUAUUGCUGUACUGAGAAAUAACCGUGUUUAUUGACUUUUGAUGCUGUAUACAUACAGUGGAGAUCAAAAUUAGAGAACAAUCUAUAAACACGAGUUUUUCUGAAAUAUCGUUAAUAUUCAUUACUCAAAUUUGAAGGAAUAUUAGCUGUAGGUAUACCACUGUCAAACUAACAUGUUUGACAAAAUAUCCAAGGCAUUUCAACAAAAAAACUAACAUUGGAGAACAGUAACCACUGUAGCACAAAAGAGGAUUACAACUAUAUGUAAAGGGUUACAGCUCUCAGAAAUUAGUAGGGAGUGUAAAGGCCCUUGCAGAACAUCACUAGUUUCCUCACACUGCUUUGGUGUGAUCUUGGUCCGCUCUUCUUCAACUCUUUUCCAUAGUUUAGUAACUGUAGUGGGUUUCUUGGCUAUAACUUCUUUGCUAUAACCAAGGAUUUUCAAUUGGUUUAGAUCAGGGCUCUGGCCUGGCCAUUUCAUUAUUUUAAUGUUCUUAGCUCAAGGAACUGCUUUACCCAUUUUUCAGUGUGUGGGAGUAUUGUCUUGCAUGAAAAUUGCAGGCUGAUUGGGAGAUGCUUGCAGGGAAGGAACUGCAUGUUGCUGAAGAACAUUUGCAUUCACCUGCCACUUAACUGUAUAAGAGCCCAACUCCUACUGCAGAAAACAUCCCACAAAGCAUGACACUUCCUCCUCUACCUUUCACCGACUUCUUAGUUGAGCUUUAGUCUCUCCCCAGUUUGACGCCAGACGAAAUCUUUUCCAUCAGACCCAAUUAAAUUAAAUCACUAAAGUAAACUUUGGACCAAUUCUCUCUCCACACAACAUGCUUCUCAGCAAAGGUGCACUUAACCCUUUGAUUCUUUUUGUUGAUGAGAGACUUGGUCACUACAGAGUGCAAUUUCAGUCCAACUUCUCUUAAACAUGCUGAGGCAGAUCCUUACCUUGUUCAGCGCUGAACUGGCAAGCAAUUCCAGCUGCAGUGCUGAACCCAAUUCCCCAUUGAGAGUCUCUGCAUUAUCCUGUCUUUUUGUGCAUUUGUUUUAAGUGGAUGACCAGGCUUUUUGGGGGACUUGAAUGAAUUAGUUUCAUUGUAAACCUAAAAUAUUUGAGAUUUGGAAUGACCAACUUCUCUUCAUCACAAAGGGUCAUCACUUUGGCCAUUCAAAUGGACAACCUGAGUUUCAGUCAACUUACUGUAGAGCGGCCCACCAUUUUGCACUCUCAGUGAAAAUUGGAAGUGUCCUGCCAGUUAAAUAGGGUUUAUCAUAUAAUGAAGGUUAGCAAAUUAGAUGUAUCUGUAAGUGUUCUCUAAUUUUGAUCAGAGUUAUUUUUCAAAUACCUCAUUUAAGUGCUUCAGAAUACAAUUUAUGAAAUGCUUAAAAACUGCUCUUCUACUCAUGUUUGGAUAAUUUCAAAUAGGUGACAUUAAAAAUUUAGGAAAUUAUAGGUUGUUCUCUAAUUUUGAUCUCCACUGUACCCGUGUACUCCUAAACACUGAUAAAACCAAGCUUUAACAGAUUUAACAGGUCAUUGAAAGAUUCCCAGAUUCCCAUGAACAUAGAAAAGAUAGGAAAAUCAGGGAAUUGUGAUUUCCAAAUGUGGAAAAGUCAAGAAAUUGAUCCGUAAUGUCUGGAACGUCAAUAGUACAUAUACAGUAAGGCUCUACUCUAAAAUAUUUAAUUGCCUAUAAAUUGCUCUUCAUGAGUGCAAUCUUUAUAAAAAUUAGUUUUUAAAAUCCUUAAAUCACAAAGGACCAUGAAUAUGCGUGACCCUGAACCACAAAACCAGUCUUAAGUAGCACGGGUAUAUUUGUAGCAAUAGACAACAAUACAUUGUAUGGGUCAUAAUAAUCGAUUUGUCUUUUAUGCCAAAAAUCAUUAGGAUAUUAAGUAAAGAUCAUGUUCCAUUAAGAUGUUUUGUAAAUUUCCUACCGUAAAUAUAUCAGAACUUAAUUUUUGAUUGGUAAUAUGCAUUGCUAAGGACUUCAUUUGGACAACUUUAAAGGUGAUUUUCUCAAUAUUUUUAUUUUUUUGCACUUUCAGAUUUCAGAUUUUCAGAUUGUUGCAUCCUGGCCAAAUUAUAUACAAAUCUCAAUUUCAAAAAUUGACCCUUAUGACUGAUUUUGUGGUCCAGUGUCACAUAUGACAAAAGUCAUGGGAAAUUUAAAAUGUGUAAUUUCUCUCUUCUGGCAUAAGACACCAAAACUAUUGAUAAAUUUCAUUUACUCACAUGUGUAUUAGGGGUUGUAGAGCACGGCUGACCAAUCCUGCUCCUGGAGGGCGUCAUCCUGCAGAGUUUAAACUCUAAACAGCUCCAGAAACCUGCCUGGAUGUUGCUAGAUCCUAGGGAUAGUUCACUCAAAAAUUAGAUUUCUGUCAUUUGGUUGGAAAUGGGAAAAAAUACAAUGGAAUUCAAUGGCUACAAGCAACUCUUUGUGUUCAACAGAAAAAUGAAACACAUACAAAACUGAGUUCAGGUGUGUUUAGCUUUGAUUGGAGCUAAACAACCUAAAUCAUCAAUACCACCUGCUUAGCCAUAGCAAGAAACAAAGCAUCAUAGCUUGCACCAAUGCUCCUACUCCAGUUCUUUUAACAACCAUUAAUUGGUCAUGAAAGGAACAGCUGAAGCUUUUAUUGCGUUCGUUUGUGAAACAAGCUGCCAAGUGAAGUUUUUCAGAUCUGUGACAAACAAACAAACGCCUGUUUCAAAAUGAUCCAUCCCAACACUAUUUCCAAAACCAUUUCAUGGGUCUUUCACCACAAACACAGCCAAUAGUUCACCGAAAAUUUUCCUUUUGUACUCUGCAUUGAUGAAAUAUGGGUUCAACAGUCUUCACUGGAAGCAUUCAGAGUGUUUAUGUCAUAUUUAUGGGCGCUUUGGGUGAUUUGUGUGGCUCAUUCAAGUAAAAAGACUUUGUUGCAUGCUGACAAUGCAAUUGGCCAUGAAAUUACAUAAACAUCAAGCCACACUCGCAGAACUCCAGAAGACUUCUUCACAAUUUCCAGAAGGAGAUCCCGAAGACGAAUCGAACAAAUGCGGCCCACAGAGCUUGAUUACAAUGUGCAUGCAACAGAAAACCUGCAUAAAUACACAAUAAACAAUCUGUUUUAAAGGCACUUGCAACAAGCCCAUCUGGCCUUAUAUAAGAUAGUGUUUCCUUGACACACUUGAGAGGAAAAUAUGUAUUUUAGCCCACGGCUUACGCUCGUAGGCAAAAACACAAAUGGGGUCAGUCGCUGGCUAUACACAACCAAAACACUCAAUCCUAAUGUGUAAUAGUAUUUAAAAACGUACUUAAAUUUACUCCUUGCUUUCUCAGACAAGGCAAAGAGGGGUGUUCAAUCAGAGUAUGAAGACAUCAAAGAGCACCGAAGGGCAGAUGCUCGCAUCAGACGCCAAGAAUAAACACUUUCAAUUAUGGCUUAAUUGGCAUCCGUCCUAGACCCAGAGUGCCAGAUUGAAAGCAGGUAGUGAGCUGCAUCUCAUAAGUUUUGUGUGGAUCAUCGUGAUGCUUAUAGUGAAGUAUUUCAGUCGGUUGUAUAGAAUCUGUGGUAACGAAUAAAAGCUUGUCUAAGCGGUCUAACUUGGUGGGCAUUUUAAGGACUCUCCUCAAAGGAAGAUCAUAAAGCGUUGGGCAUGUAGGUAAUAUGGGCUUAGGAUCACAGAAUCCCUUUUUCACAAACACGUUACAUUCACACAAAUGUGUUUACAUCACAGCCAACAGUUUUCAGCCUUUGUUCAUUUUUUUUGGUUUGUUUGUUAAGCGGGGUGGGAUGGGAAACGUGAGUGGGAAUAUUUUUGUCUUCAAAAUGUACAAAAUAAAAAUGAAAAAGCAGCAGAAUCGGAGAAACUGCAGCUUUUUAAUGGGACACUGAAGCCUAGAGGUUUAUCGGAUCUUUUUCAUCAGUAAUGUGUCUGUUGAGUACCUGAAAAAAAUGAAUAAAACUGUAAAAAAAAAAAUGUUUAAGAAAAAAAAAAAAAGAAUAAAUCCUGGAAAAAAUGUUAAAACUGUGGAAUGUAAUAUCAUUACAGAAAUAAAAUCUCAUUGUUGUGUUUA
Labeo rohita (rohu) is the source of this 7370-nucleotide messenger RNA. It is a transcript of the gene tmem178bb, whose product is annotated as transmembrane protein 178Bb. NCBI's taxonomy places the organism in Eukaryota, Metazoa, Chordata, Actinopteri, Cypriniformes, Cyprinidae. The record is from RefSeq and is a predicted model, not a curated record. Gene Ontology annotation, cellular component: membrane. The coding region runs from base 586 to 1470 and encodes 294 amino acids. The transcript is spliced from 5 exons.